Messenger RNA from Saccharomycodes ludwigii, 486 nucleotides. RefSeq names its product Rtg1p (gene RTG1). Gene Ontology annotation, molecular function: protein dimerization activity. The coding region runs from base 1 to 486 and encodes 161 amino acids. The transcript has a single exon. Lineage: Eukaryota; Fungi; Ascomycota; Saccharomycetes; Saccharomycodales; Saccharomycodaceae. The record is from RefSeq and is a predicted model, not a curated record.
AUGACAGAUGACAAUAGGAAUGCAAAGAAAGGAGGAGAUACCAGAUGUUUGGAAGAUAUAAAUUCUAAAAUACAAGAAAUGCUGGAAGUUAUACCACCUGAAUAUUUUAAGGAAAGAAGAAAGUUUGGGAAAACUAAAGAUGGCAAACCCAACAAGGGAAAGAUUUUAACGGAGGGAGUUAAUUAUUUACUAAAUCUACAGAAUCAAGUAGAUUUAAAUAAUAGAGAGGAAAUAGAGUUACUUAAUAGAUUAAAAACAUUGAUGGGAGAGAGAGGGGUAAGUUUGGAUCAAUUAGGGCUUCCGCAUGAGGGAUUACUAAAUUUGGAGAAUACUAGUGCAGAAAUAGAACUAGGUAAAAUAGGAGUAGGGCCCUUAGCAGCUGUACCUAAUAGGAAUAGUGGGAAUAGUGAUAUUAAUAACAGUAAUGGUAAUGAUCAUACACCGACGGAGACCCUUGCUGGAAGUGGAUACAAUCAGUAUGAGUGA